Molecule: messenger RNA, 8042 nt
Organism: Trematomus bernacchii (emerald rockcod)
Lineage: Eukaryota; Metazoa; Chordata; Actinopteri; Perciformes; Nototheniidae
Product: protein KIAA0100-like
Exons: 39
Coding region: 158-6958 (2266 amino acids)
Source: RefSeq, a predicted model, not a curated record
AGGGCGGAGCAUGCACAGUGUUGACUGUGAGCACAGAGUUACUGUCAGAUGAAAGGGCUCUUUGCAGCGAAACACAAUGCGGUGAAUAUGUCAGGCAGCUGAUAGAGGAGCAGCCAGACCCAUGACCGAGAUUUGGGUGUGAACAACUUGGGACACCAUGUCUCUCUUGCUGAUAUCCUUCCUGUUAAUUCUUCUGCUUGGGAUUUUGUUGUUAUGUUUCAUUUUCAGGUGGCUCGUAUGCACCCUGGCUGUGCGAUUCUUCCAGACAGCCCUGAAUGCUGAUCUAAAGAUCAAAUCAGUCGGGCUGUUUUCUGUCCAAGGAGUUAGUAUCCAGUUUCACCCCCAGCAUACUCUGGAAAUUGACAGAAUAUGGAUUUCAAGUAAACUUCUCAACCAGGAUUUGCCGAGGUACCUGGCGUUGUGUGUUGGCGAAACCAGAGUUAGGUUUGACUUACAAGCACCACUCAGACCUACGGUAACGAAGAGCCAUGGGAAAAGGUCUGGGAAGUUUUCCAUCAGCCCCACAACGCUACGCCUUCUGUCGCAACUACUGUCGUUCCACGUCAGCUCGAUCAAUGUGAUGGUCCUGAACCUGGCACUGUCAGAGUCUCUAUGGCACAUGACAGUUACAGGCAUCACCUUGUUACUUGACCACCAAAGUAAAAGGUUGGCGUGGGACUUCUCAGUUGGACAGCUAAGCAGUAAAGUGCUUAAAAGCAGUCAGUUGGAUAUAUGUUUGGCUGAAGUGGCCCUGAGCCUGCUGCUGUCUGGAGAGGUGAGCCUACCGGAGAUGAAGCCAGGCGGUCUGUCCCUGAAUGUGAGGACACUGAUCGCAGAGCUGCAUGAAGGACUAUUUCUCAGCCAACUCCUGCUGCCCUCGUCUCCCAAAAGGAGCAUUCAGGAUGCAUCUGAGUGUGAAAACAUUGAGUUUAUCCAGACUGAGGCGGUGGAAUGGUUUCAUGGGCUGGUUCCCCAAAAAGUCGAUGUGGAAUUUGAUAAUACAAAUGUAACUCUGUCCAUGCACAGCCAGAAAAGACACCUGAACUGGACUCUGAAGUCUCUAAAAGUCUGCUAUGGACGUGACGAUGAACAGCUUCAUCUUAAAAGCUUCACUCCAGAGCUGAGCUUUCCUCAGAGCAGAAUGGAGCUCGUUCUAGAGGAUGGACUUCUCCUCUCACAAAGUAGGCAAAGAAUCCUGUGUGUGAACACGCUGAAGACAGUCCUGCAGGUUACAUCAGUGGACAUCUCAGGGUCGUUCACUGUUAACACUUGCAUCAUCCACUACCGUCACCAGGAGUUCUCCCAUUGGCUAAAUCUAUUUCCAUGGGAACAGCUUAUCCACAGGAAGGCAGCACAUAGAAAAAGGCGCCUCCCUCACUUAGAUGCCCCUGUGAUGAUCACCUCCUCCGUAUCCAACGUCAACGUGUCAGUUCAGCUGGGAGACACCACGCCUUUUGCUCUCGGAUUUCUCUCUGUCAGUGCAGAACUGCGGCAUCUUCUUGACAUUAAAGUUGACUCCGAGAGCACAGAAUCCCAGAAUGUGCACCGACGUGCCUCACUGUCCCUGGACAACUUCUGGUGGAGGGUGGGUCAGGGGUCUCAUAUCCAACAAGCGCCCCACCCUCCUGGGAAACAUGUGUGGGGAGAAGCACUAAUUCUAGACACACUUAGUCUUCAGGGGAGUUUAAUUCGGCCCCACAUGGAGUCGAGCAGCCAGUGUCCGAGUUUGAGCGUGGAGUCCAGCCUGAAGGGGCUUCAGGUGGAGCUCUCGGAGACCUGUGCUCUGUGUCUGUCUCGCCUGCUGUCCCUCAUCUGUGUUCCUCGUGACGUGGUCUCUCCGCUGCCAGAUGUGACCUCACCGCUGCCAGAUGUGACCUCAGUUUCUCCCUCCAGUGGCCACACUGUCCAACCACAUCUGCUCUUUAAACUCGACUAUUGUCUGGAGGACGUUAAUGUGUUCACACUAUCCAAUCUAGCAGGAGCUGUGUCUCUGCGAAUGGACACUGUCAGAGUGCAGAGCUCUGCAGACAGCUCCACGGUGUCUCUUCAGGGUGUUAGCCUGUCAGCGAUCAAAGCACUCACAGAGAACAUGGAGUCGUGUUGCCCCUCCUCCCAAACCCCCAGCCCUGUGCUAAAACUCACCAAGAUAGCCUUUUCUUACUGCAUCACCACCCACACCUUACAGGUUCAAUGUGAAGAGGAGCUCUCUGUGGAAUGGACGCCACCUGACCACAUGGUCUUAUAUCAGCACCUGAGUGAAGCUCAGGCUUGUUGGCUUAUGCUUUGCGGAGAGAGAGGAGAGGACAGUCCAGUCGAAACCACAGAAAGUGAAAUCCUGCCGGGUCAGAGCAGAGAGCUGUGUGUGCGCAUUGCACUGGGCUGCACUCGAUUGACAGCCCAUGUUAGUGAACACAACUACAUCCUCCUGCACACAGAAGCCCUCACAGUGUCCAAACACACGGGCUCCAUGCACAUACGCUCUCCGUCCGUCAUCUUCAACUUCGAUGGCCACAACAUCGUCACCUUUAAGGGUCUGUCUGUGGACAUACACUCGGAGCUUCCUGAGAUGUGGCUGCACAGAGAAACCUUCCCCUUCCUCGAAACUCCUCACAACUGUGUCGGGGUCCUCACUUGCCCCUCUAUGACUGUGGAGUUCCCUUAUCAGUACGACUUCUCAAACACCUUUGACAUGGCCAUCAGCGUGCAGAAGUGGCUGAAGACCCUGCAUCGCUCCGCAAGCCAAGCCCCCGCCUCCCCCCGCCUGCCUCCCGACCUCGUGUUCAAAAUCAGCCAGUUCUCCUUCGUCUUCCUGGACGAUAUCUUUGAAAUCAAGCUGCGAGACAACUACGAGCUGCUGAAGGAUGAGAGUAAGGAAAGUGCCAAGCGUCUUCAGCUUCUGGAUAAGAAGGUGGCAGAUUUGCGCAAGCAGCAUGGAGAGCUUCUCCCUGCCAGGAAGAUCGAAGAGCUGUACAGCUCACUGGAGAAAAAGCACAUUGAGAUCUACAUCCAGCGCUCACGCCGCCUCUACGCAAACACGCCCAUGAGGAAGUCUCUACUGACCUGGACUGUGUCCGACCUGGAGUUGGUAUUCCUGGCUGAUCAGUCUCUGCACGGGCCGGAGAAGGUGAGAGAGCAGCUCAGGGAUAUCGACAAGAUCAGCCCCUUCCCCAGAGACGGACUCCCUCUGGUGGUCCAGUGGUGCCGUGCUAUCAAGUUCAAACUGGCUGCAUUUUUGGUGAGAAUCCGGGAUUACCCUCGCUACCUGUUUGAGAUCCGGGACUGGGAGCUGUCGGGGCGUCUCAUUGGGACGGAGCAGGAUGGACAAACCAGGGCUCAUCGCAAAGAGACCGUCCCACUCGGUUCGCCAUGGGGAGACGUGACGGUCCACAGGAAUAUGCCACCACUGAAGUUCUACUAUGAUUUAAAAUCGAACAUCUCUCUGUACACCAUUGUGUGGGGGCCAUGCUGGGACCCUGCCUGGACUCUGAUUGGCCAGUCCGUCGACCUGCUGACCAAACCCACUGUGGAUCCCUCACCUCCUGUGGCCUGGUGGGACAAAAGUCGCCUCCUUCUGCACGGGCGCUGGGUUAUGGACAUCGACCAGGCCAACCUUCAUCAGCUGGCUACAGAGGACCCUUACAACACCACAGAAAACCUGCACUGGGAGUGGAAUAAACUGAACUUUGACUGGAACCCUGGUCAGUUUGUCUAUAAAGGAGAUUUAGAUGUUAAUGUCAGAACAGCAUCAAAGUAUGAUGAUAUCUGUUUUCUACACCUGCCCAACCUGUUUAUGACCCUUGACCUCCAAUGGCUUUGCCAUGGCAACCCUCAUGACCACCAUGCUGUGAUGCUCUGCUGUGCGGAGAACGUUGCAGACGUGACUUCAGGACAACCUCAUGACUCCUACAGAGCCUUUCGCUCCGAGAACCUCAACUUCUCCAUCACCAUGGACCUGAACCAGCACUGUGGCACAGAACCCUCCCAGCCGAGAAUGCUGUUGUACAGCAGCACUCUGCGCUGGAUGCAGAACUUUUGGGCCACAUGGACGGGUGUAUCUCGACCAAUCUGCAGAGGCAAGCUCUUCCACAGCCUGAGGCCUAUCCGUAAGAAGCUGGGUCAGCACUACAAACAGAUGUCCUACACAGCUGCCUUCCCACAACUACAAGUGCAUUACUGGGCCUCCUUUGCCCAGCAGAGAGGAAUCCAAGUGGAGUGCAACAAAGGACACGUCUUCACCCGAGGGGCACAGAGACUUAUUCCACAGGCUGGCACAGUGAUGAGGAGGCUGAUCUCGGAGUGGAAUGUAACUCAGAUGGUUAGUGAGCUGUCUCAGGUGACGGUUCACCUAAUGGCCUCCACCUGGGACGAGACAGCGGACCACCAGAUGAACGCUCAGGUGAAGAAGACCCACCUGGUCAGCCUGUCCUCCCUGAGCUACCAGAGACAGAGCAACCGCAUGGAAGAGGUAAAAGCCCAACCAGAGCUGCAGUACCUGUCGUUCUUCACUGUCGACGAGUUCAUAAUCACACAAUUUAAAUAUUUCUUACAGGAGGUGAACCAGAAGGAUGAGACGAAUGCCUCGUACACUCACAAACUGCGCCUGGUAGACCUGCGUGCGUCCUGGACCACCACGAACAGGAACAUCGCCUUUGGGCUGUACGACGGUUAUAAAAAGGCGUCUGUGUUGAAGAGAAACCUCUCCACUGAAGCUUUGACGGGUCUGAGGAUCGACACUCAGCUGCAGACCAAAAAGCUCAAACGCUCUCCUUCCAACUACUCUCCCACCACAGCCCCCACCACACCAGUGAUGCCCACCGUCAGAGCAGAAAAAAGUCAAAAUGAAGGAACAUCGAUGCUCCAGAAACUAAUCGAGGAAACGGACAAGUUUGUGGUGUUUUCAGAGGAGGAUUCUGGUGUCAGCGACCAGCUGUGUGGCAUUGCAGCCUGUCAGACCGACGAUGUGUAUAACCGCAACUGGUUUAUCGAACUGGUUAACUGUCAGAUGAUGCUGCGGGGCACAGAGACGGCAGGCUGCGUGUUGGUGUCAGCAGCGAAGGCUCAGCUGCUUCAGUGUGAGCACGACCCAUCCUGGUACAACGACACCCUGAAGCAGAAAACCACCUGGACCUGUCUGCUGGAUGGCAUGCAGUACUUUGCCACCAUGGAGCCCAACCCAUCUGAGCAAGAGGACAGACAGCUGUGGCUGGAGGUGAAAAACAUAGAAGAGCACCGGCAGCGUAACCUGGACUCGGUGCUGGAGCUGAUGGAGAGUGGCCAGGCUGUGGGAGGAAUGGUUAGCACCAUUACAGCAGACUGGAACCAGCCGGCCCAGGUGAACGAGGCUCAGCAGGUCCAGCGGAUCAUCUCGCGCUGUAGCUGCAGGAUGCACUACAUCAGCUACAGUCACGACAUCAACCCUGAGGUGGCCACACAGAUCAAACCCCCAGAGCUGAGGAAUAACCACGAGAAGGAGGACCUGCUGAAGAAACAGGCCGGAGCUGUGGACACCUUCACGCUCAUUCACCACGAUCUAGAGAUAUCCACUAACCCUGUUCAGUACGCUAUGAUCCUGGACAUCGUCAACAACCUGCUGCUGCACGUGGAGCCCAGGCGCAAGGAACACAGUGAGAAGAAGCAGCGUGUGCGCUUUCAGCUGGAGAUCUCCAGUAACCCUGAGGAGCAGCGCAGCAGCAUCCUGCACCUCCAGGAGGCCGUCAGGCAACACCUCGCUCUGAUCAGACGCCUGGAGAAACAGAUCUACUCCAACAUCAGGGCACAAACUGAGGAACUGAGCGGCGACGAGCUGAUGGAGAUCAACACGAGACUGCAGAACCAGCUGAACCAGGAGAAGAACGACAUGCAGAUGAAGAGUGAAGAGCUCAACAUUCUCAUCAGGUGUUUUAAGGACUUCCAGCUGCAGAGGGCAAACAAGCUGGAGCUGCGUAAGCCCCCGGAGGAUGUGAGCGUGGUCAGGAGGACAGAGAUCUGCUUUGCCCAGGCCCGCUGGUGUCUGACCGAAGAGGACGGCCAGCUUGGCAUCGCUGAGUUAGAGCUGCAGAGAUUUAUGUACAGUAAGCUGAACAAGUCUGACGACACAGCAGAGCAUCUCUUGGAGUUAGGCUGGUUCACAAUGAACAACCUGCUGCCCAAUGCAUCUUACAAGGUUGUAAUCCGUCCGCAGAGUACAUGCCAGUCAGCACGGCAGUUUGCUUUGCGUAUCUUCAGUAAAGUGCGCCCCCCUGUGGGAGGAAUCUCUGUUAAGGAGCACUUUGAGGUGAACGUGGUGCCUCUCACCAUCCAGCUGAUGUACCAAUUCUUCAAAAGGAUGAUGGGCUUCUUCUUCCCAGGACGAAAUGUUGAGGAGGAGGAGGUCACUGAUGAGGAAGACAAGUUCAGAUUGGUCACUACAGGUAUCGCUGUCAAGUCCCGGCAGUCAUCAGAGGACACCAUGGGUGCUAUGGGCCCCAGCAAAGGUGUCACCCAGGGGCUGAACCGCACCGCGGGGGUCCGGCGGUCCUUCAGGAAACCUCCAGAGCAUCCUGUUGAUGACAUUGAUAAGAUGAAGGAGCGAGCGGCUAUGAACAACUCCUUCAUCUACAUCAAGAUUCCACAAGUGCCCCUCUGUGUCAGCUAUAAGGGAGAGAAGAGCAGUGUGGACUGGAAGGACCUGAACCUGGUUCUGCCCUGUUUGGAGUACCAUAACAACACCUGGACCUGGCUCGACUUUGCCAUGGCUGUGAAGAGGGACAGCCGGAAAGCUCUUGUAGCACAGAUGAUAAAGGAGAAGCUGCGUCUGAAGCCGGCCUCAGGCUCAGACCAGCGGGGGAAGGCGUCUGAAGGGAAGUCGGACAACAGCAUGCAGCAGCAGGAGGAAGACGAUAAGGCUCGGCUCCUCAUCGGCCUCAGCUCCGCAGACAAGAGCUCCGGCAAAAAGAGCAUCUUCAGUCGGCGUAAGUGACACGACAAACAUCGUGCAGCUCGACUGGAACGUCCACGCAGCAGCUUCCACACUCCCUCGGUAAGAGGAUCAGGGACAAACUGAAUAUCAGUCUGGCUUUGUGUAUCACAAUGAAAAAGGGAGAUGGUCGAGCAUUUCGUUUAUGGGGAUAACUUACUGUAUCACGAGCCUGCUGAACAUUAAUUUUAUUUGAAAAAAAUACUCCAGAUGUGUCUCAGAUCUGAAUUUGUGGCAAACACCCCUACAGGGAACUCAAAACAGCUCCAGUAUUAACCAGGGUGCCAUUUUGACCAAAUAUAUAUUAUUUUCUUGUUUAUUUACGUGCCAUUAAAAAUUCUUUCUGCAUUUCAUACACACAAUGAUGACCACUUGCAUUGAAUGUAGCGGGGAUAUUUUCAGUGUGUAGCGAGCACUUCACUGUCUCCUCUGCUUCUAUAAAUGUUAGACUGAGAGCACCUUUUCCUGCUGGCUCAGGAACACUGUACGUCUGCUCCAAUAACUCACCCAACUGAAAGCACCUUCAUCGCUGUCUGCUGUAAGAAAAUAUAUUUGAUUUUGAAAUUCCAUAAAUGAAUAUAUUAUAUCCCUAUAUGUUUUAUCGAUUACAUAUAUUGUAAAAGGCUGUAUGAGUGUCUCUGACAGGAAGGCCUUUUACCCACAAAUGACCACAAAAGAUUUUAUAUUUUACCUUAAAUGACUGUGUGCAUCCUCAGCUAGCUGUUUUACUGUACCUCACCCCUGUGCAAUAUAUCAAGAACAGAGCAGCAAAAACAUGUUUGUGUUGUAUAAUGUCGCACUUGGUUUGAUGGUAUUGUGGAAAAUAUAUAUAUUAUGUUGCAGCUAAUGCAGAGUGUAUGUUUUGUAAUUUUAUUACUAAAGCACCUUUCUAUGCAAAGUAUUUUGAUAUUUUUGUAACCACGGUUGUCUUCUGUUGAAUUACUUGUAUAACUGUUCUGCUAAGCCUGUCACAUUUCUAUUAAACAUAAUUACAAACGCAUCAUAUCACAAAAGCAGAUGUAUUCACAUUUCUAUCAGCUCUGUGGCUUUUUGUUUAUCUGUCAAUAAAAAGUGUUACAGUCUCUCA